AUGCCAACCACGCCACAGACAACCGCCACUUCAUGGCAAACCGAAAUCUCUCACUUUUUUCAAGAGCUUGGAUUGAUCGAGACAGAGAAAUGCUUCAACAAUGAGCUUGUAAUACUUUCCCAACAGCACCUGCAACAAUUACCCACUGUACUCGAACGAUUGGCCGAUCGAUUGCUUCACUUGCUUGAACAACAUGUACAAGCCAAAGAGGUUAUCACCAGCAGCAGCACCGCAACACCUGAUCCAGCCGUUAUUGCAGAGAAUGAGCAGAAGCUUUUGUACAACAAGAAACGGAAAAGAGAGAAUGAGGAAGAGGAAGAAGAGGAGCGUAUGCGACAACUUGAUAGUGAGCAAGUGCAGAUUCGUGCUACUCGUCAAGAAAUCCAACAACGCAUUAAUUCGUUUAUCCAAGCCAAGCAAAAUGAAGUGGAUGCUAGCAAUCGUACCGAGUUUCUCAAUCGAGCAGAUCCUACGAGCAGCGACAUUACUUGCGCACGAGCAGAUGCACGGGAAAUUAAUCGCAACAUUCAAAUGAAGUUUGAUAUUGUAAACAAUGAAGAUGGUCCUUUGGCACGUUCUCGUCUUCAAGAAGCAUCUUCCUCAUCGACUACGACUACUGGUGCUGCCAUGGCAACGGAUCAACAAUUGCACAAAGAACGAGUACAGAAUAUUGAACAACACAUGAAUGUCGUAUUUGAUCCCAACGCCGACCCACCGUUUUCUGUGCCUGAACGAUUAAGGAUUUUAGAAGAUCGGAUCAUGACGAUUGAACGAGAACAUCCAAAGUGGGCUGCAGUUCAUUUCCAGCAACCUCAUCGGUCUUAUCCACCACCACCUCCGGCAGUCGCUAUUACAAGGCCAGGCGCACCAGCCUAUCUUGUGUCACAAAUGACUCCACCUCCCGAAGUAAAGACCACUGGCCGCGGUAACUCAUCUCUAACACGUGCAGUCCUUGAACAGCUCCAUCGACAAAAGCAAGCAAAAGGCAUCAAUCAUACAUCAACUACCAUUAAUACAGAGCCAUCAUCCACAUCCUCCUCCUCCUAA
Molecule: messenger RNA, 1047 nt
Organism: Lichtheimia ornata
Lineage: Eukaryota; Fungi; Mucoromycota; Mucoromycetes; Mucorales; Lichtheimiaceae
Exons: 1
Coding region: 1-1047 (348 amino acids)
Source: RefSeq, a predicted model, not a curated record